AUGGCUGAGGUUCUGGAGGGCUCGGACCCCGGGUCGGUGGACCUCGCUGGGGCAGUGGACUGGCACAAACGCUGCCUGGCUCUGGAGAUGCAGCUGCUGCGCUUCAGACUGCAGGCGGGGAAGAUCAGGGAGCUGCUGGCAGAGAAGAUGCAGGAGUUGGAGCAAAGGGUCAUCGAAGCCGACCAGAGAGCGGAGACGGCGGAGAAACAGAUUCUCGUCAUGGAGGAAAAGCUCAAAUCAGCCAAUGUCCAAACCAGCGAAUCAGAGAGCAGCUUGUUCCGAAAGCACCAGGAAUUAACCAAUCAGCUUCAAGAAAAAGACGCAGCGAUUAAACGAUUAGAAACACAGCUGGAAAAACAAAUUGUGGUGAGAGCUCAGGAGUCGAAGAUCAUCGAAGAGAAGGCGGCGAAGAUUAAGGACUGGGUCACGGUGAAGCUGCGAGAGAUGGAGCAGGAAAACCAGCAGCUGAAGACGUCCAAUCAGAAGCAGUCUGAGAAAAUAGUGCUGCUGCAGGACAAACUGCAGAUGCUGUUGGAGAAGGCCCCGUCCUCCUGUGGGACCUCUCCGUCUCUGGACACUCACCAGGUCCCGGUCAGUCCGCUGUUCCCGCCAACCAGCCCUGGGUCACCUGGUCCCGCUGGGUCUCCUCUGCCUCAGGACGAGAGCUGGAGAGCGGGAGGAAGCCGAGGAAACAUGCCCCUGAAGAAGACACUGCUCACAGAUCACAAAAGAUCCCCCGAGUCCCACGCCAAAGCCAAACCCGGUGCGAUCGCCGACAACUCCUCCGACGAACUCAACUCCAAAUUCCGCUCUCACUGCCUCCACUCUUCCUCCUCAUCCUCCUCCUCAUCCUCUGCUUACGAAAUGGCCCACGGUCCAGUCCCCAGUACCCAAACCUCCACGCUGUCUCGCUCUCCCUCCACCAACAACCCCUUCCCCAUCCAGUCCAGCAUGACGCUCCCUAAGGUCCGCACGCCGCUGACUCCCAGAGACAGUAUCCAGCUGGUGAAGAAGCACUACAGCCAGCCACAGCCAGCUCUGGACCGCCUGCACCAGCUGAACGUCACCAUUGACAUCACGUCUUCCUCCACCACCUCCACGCUCAAAAGCACCGGGACCUCGGCGUAUUCGCAGCUGGUGGAGGAGACGGAUAUCGACGACGGGUUAGCGGAUGGUAUGGACGUGGUGGCGGUGGAGGAGGAGGAGAUAGUGGAGCAAGAGGAGUCCGCUGAGAGGAGCUCGAUCCUGGGGUUGGAUCAGGAGCUGGACAGACUGGAUCCGGAGGUGCUCAAACCUCCCACCCCCCCGCUACACAGGUUCCCAUCGUGGGAGAGCAGAAUUUAUGCUGUGGCCAAAUCUGGAAUGAGAGUCUCUGAGGCAACUGCAGGAGUCAGAGGAAGAGGUGUCCCUCAGUUCGCAGCCAGCGGUCCUUUCUCUCAGCUCAUCUACAGAAACAUCAGUGUUCCUGUCUACACCACACUCAAAGGGAAAGCCACUCAGAUCAGCAGUGUCCCUCUCCCUGAUGACGACUCCGGCUCAGAGGACGACAGCAGCUCUCUGGUCUCUUUAAGAACCUCCACUCUCAAUCCAGACACGAAGGGCAGUGUCCCGGGAAGUCCGCGGGCCGUCAAGAGAGGGGUGUCCAUGUCAUCUGUCAGCUCAGAGAGUGACUAUGCCAUUCCCCCUGACGCAUACUCUCUGGACAGUGACUAUUCCGAGCCCGAACACAAGGUGCAGAGGACGUCAGCGUACUCCUGUGAAAGUGCCGGGCCAGAGACGCUGGAGAAGUCUGGUUACCUGCUGAAGAUGGGGGCUCAGGUGAAGGCGUGGAAGCGACGCUGGUUUGUGCUCAGGAACGGAGAGAUCCUCUACUACAAGUCUCCUAGUGAUGUGAUCCGGAAACCUCAGGGUCAGAUCGAGCUGAACUCGUCCUGUCGCAUCAUCAGGGGAGAGGCGGCUCAGACGUUUCAGCUGAUCACAGAGAAGAAGACGUUCUUCCUGACGGCUGACUCUCCCAACAUCCUGGACGAGUGGAUCAGAGUCCUGCAGAACAUCCUCCGGGUCCAGACCUCCAGCUCGCUCUCUGCUCAGACCUGCGCCAAACCUACGGCCCGCGGCUGGCUCACCAAGGUCAAACACGGGCACUCGAAGCUGGUGUGGUGCUGUUUAGUCGGAAAAGUCCUCUGCUACUAUCGAAACAAAGAAGAUAAGCUCCCUCUGGGUCAGUUGAGGCUCAGAGAUGCCUCGGUCCUGGAGGUGGAUCGUUCCUGUGACUCUGAUGAAGACUACGAAGCCGGAGGUCGAGGCUUCAUCUCCUCUCACUUCACUCUGGUGGUCCAGCCCCCAGACCAGAGCCCCACCUACCUCCUCAUCGGGACCAAGCAGGAGAAAGACACGUGGUUGUACCAUCUAGGGGUCGCAGCGGGCGGCAGUGCAGACCUCAGAGUCGGGACGGAGUACGAACAGCUGAUCGGGAAACUGCUGGACGUGGACGGAGAUCCAGAAUCAUCUCUGUGGAGAAACCAGGCGCUCAGCUUCUGCAAAGACGGACUGCGAUCUCCUUUGACCACGCUGCCGUCCGAGGCGCUCCAGACCGAGGCCAUAAAACUAUUCAAGUCCUGUCAGCUCUUCAUAAACGUGCUGGUGGAGGCGCCCUCGGUGGACUACCACACAUCACUGGCCCAGAAUGCAUUGCAGGUGUGUGUGAGCCACCCAGAGCUACACAACGAGAUCUACUGUCAGCUGAUUAAACAGACCAACGAGAGAGCGACACACAACUACGCUCUCACACAGUGUUGGCAGCUGCUGUCUCUGUGUGUCGCUCUCUUCCUGCCACAGCAUCACUUCCUGUGGUAUCUGCGACAGUAUCUCCAACGCCACGCAGACCCACGGAGCGAGGUGGGGAAGUAUGCGGUGUUCUGCCAGCGCUCGGUGGAGAGGACUCUGCAGAACGGAGAGAGAGAAGCCAGACCCUCACGGAUGGAGAUUGUGUCCAUUCUCCUGAGAAACCCGUACCACCACUCUCUCCCCUUCAGCCUCCCAGUGCACCUCACCAACAACACCUACCAGGUGGUGGGGUUCGAUGGUUCUACCACAGUGGAGGAGUUCCUGAACACUUUGAACCAGAGGAUCGUCAUGAGGAAGCCCCAGCUCUCCGGCUUCAGUCUGUUCACAGAUGAUCCAUCAGGGAAAGACCUGGAGCACUGUCUGCAGCCCUCAGACAAGAUCUGUGAUGUCAUUUCUAAAUGGGAGCAGGCUUUAAAGGAGCUGCAUCCAGGGAAGAACGAAGGAACUCGCAUCGUCCGCCUGACCUACAAGAACAGGUUGUGUUUCCGCACUCAGGUGAAAGGAGAGACGGAGAGAGAGCGCCUCCUUCUGGCCUAUCAAGUGAACGACGAGGUUCAACAAGGACAUUUCCCUGUGAACAAAGAAUUGGCCAUGGAGGUGGCGGCGCUCAUGGCUCAGGUGGAGUACGGGGAUCUGGAGCGCCCCCUGGUGUCUGCCUCUGGUUCUCCACAGCCCAAGUCCCAGGUGAUCCUGACACAGGCUCUGGAGAAGUUUUACCCCAAAAGAUACAGACAAGACCUCAGCGUGGAGCAGCUCAGAGAGCUGUCAGAGCGGUUAGCUUCCAAAUGGUCGAUGCUCCGCGGCUGCAGUGGUUCAGAGUGUGUUCGCAUCUACCUCACGGUCGCUCGCAAAUGGCCGCUGUUUGGGGCUAAACUCUUCUCUGCGAAGCCUGUGCCUCCGUCAGCGCUGGAGCAGCCUCAGGUUUGGCUGGCGGUCAAUGAAGACGGGCUGUGUGUGUUGGACCUGACCAUGCGCCCCCUGAUGACACACUUGUACCAGAGCGUGAUCACGUUCGGAGGCUGCAAAGAGGACUUCAUGUUGGUGACGCAGCAGAAGGAGCCUGUGGGAGCCAAGAGGAGUGUGGAGAAGCAGCUCUUCGCUCUGACCAAACCAAAGAUUUUGGAGCUGACGUUGCUAAUGGCAAGUUAUGUGAACCACUGGGCCCCGAGUGUCCCCUCAGCCCCCCACCACAGCACCUGCCACUGGGACACAGAGGGCCCCCACUUCCCCUCCAUGAACUACACCACCAAGGGCCCCACGCUGCUGUGA
Messenger RNA from Knipowitschia caucasica, 4116 nucleotides. NCBI's taxonomy places the organism in Eukaryota, Metazoa, Chordata, Actinopteri, Gobiiformes, Gobiidae. The record is from the annotation of a GenBank genome assembly.